Molecule: messenger RNA, 2368 nt
Organism: Scleropages formosus (Asian bonytongue)
Lineage: Eukaryota; Metazoa; Chordata; Actinopteri; Osteoglossiformes; Osteoglossidae
Product: complexin-4-like
Exons: 5
Coding region: 858-1571 (237 amino acids)
Biological process (GO): regulation of neurotransmitter secretion; neurotransmitter transport; synaptic vesicle exocytosis
Cellular component (GO): terminal bouton; SNARE complex
Molecular function (GO): syntaxin binding
Source: RefSeq, a predicted model, not a curated record
CACACACACACACACACACACACACAGAUGAAACACACACUUCCUGGUGUGUAGAGUUCAGUUUUUAGCAUGAACACGAGCUCCUUCAGACCUCAUCUUUGUUUUGUUGGGAGGCCUUAUGUGGCUUGAGUCAAAGGUCACGAGGGCGCUCUAACCGUUGGAGUGAGCAGCACCUGUGUGCAUCCACUACUUUACUUGUUCCUCUAAUGUUUUUAGGUGCACCUCAAAUGGUGCGAUAUCCUUACCCCUUCGGUGCGGAAGAUGUGACUCCGCCUAGCGGGAAGUGAUGAAUGUUGCGGCGAAACGUCACACUGAAGUCCAGAAUAAACUAGACUUUGGGACGAAGUUCGGCACAUUUUUCUUUUAUUCCUGUUCUUUCCCACCGUGCUGCCGCCGCUGGGUUUCCACACAUCCGCAGUCAGACUACCUGAGGCUCUGACACACUAGUGCACUGGUUCCAGCAGGGGACAGUUAUGGACACCACCACCCCUGUCCUGGUCCACAGUCUAUCUCAGAACCUCUCCCUGCAGAGUGGGGGGGGUGCAUGUGUCCACAACAAGACUUAUGAAGUGACCUUUGUGUGUGUGUGUGUGUGUGUGUGUGUGUGUGUGUGUGUGUGUGUGUGUGAGAUCUACCCGUACAGCAGGAUCAUCUUUACUUUAUGCAAGGGUGCAGCGGGUGCUUAAGUGUUCCAACCAUGUUGCUGUGUGUGUGUUGUGUUCAGCAUUGCACCCCCCCCGGCACACACAAACACGUUCAUUCUCGGUGUUCUUUGCUGUUCUUCAUUGUUCUUCCAAAGGCACAGACAUGAAAGCAGCUGCACUGAGCAGGUAAUAAAGACAUGGAUAAAGGGGAUUAUGGGAUUGCGGGUCUUGUUCCUAUGGCAAUGGCACCUCCAGAGGACGGGAUUACGAGCUGAAAUCCUCCUGUCCGCCUUCUGUCACUGUCCCUUCUCUCUGCACCUGUUGGACUCUUUCCCAAGUGUCCGGUCGAGCCCCCGGCUGUCAAUCGCGACACUCCUCCCUCGUAGCCAUGGCGACCCCAUGCUGACAGCAUCGGACCUUGGGCCAAGACCCCUUGGACCCCCCGCCAUGGCCUUCCUCAUGAAGCACGUGCUGGGCGACAAGCUCAAGAACAUGGGUGGGGGAGGCGGCGGAGACGAGACCAAGACCGACUCGGACGGCAAGGAGACGGCGCAGUCCAAGGGCAUGUCCCGCGAGGAGUUCGAGGAGUACCAGAGACAGCUGGUGGAGGAGAAGAUUCAGCGCGAUAAGGACUUUGCCACGAGGAAGGCAGAGCGAGCAAACCUGCGAGUGCAGCUGAGGGAUAAAUACCGGCUUCCAGAGAGCGCCCAGGACGACGCCACCAUCCAAAUGGCCGGGGGCGACGUUUACCUGCCCGAGGAACUGGCCAAGAUGGUGGAGGAGGACGAGGAGGAGGAAGAGGCCCAGAACACACUGCUCGGAAAGAUCCAGAACCUGGACCUGGACUUCGACAGCAUCAAGUCCAAAGCGCAAAGCACGCUGAGUGAAGCGAAGCAGGCUGCCGAGGAGAAGUGCGCCAUCAUGUGAUUGCAGCUCUGCGGACUCGAACCCUGAGCUCCCGCUUAUUUGCUUCUCACGGCGCCAAGUGUUUGCUCGCAGAAACACUUAGUGAAGUGUGACCGCUUGUAUGAGUUUGCUGUGCGGUAACCAGGGCAAUGGCUGCAGCUCAGGAACCGCAUGGAAAACUGUGUGUGUGCGCACAUGUACAUAUGUGUAUAUGUAUGUAUAUACUGUGUGCGUGUGCACGUACCUGACUUUACAUGGUAGGAGAGCUGCUGUAGGGUGAUGUGUGUCUCUCUCGCUUUGCUGCUUGAUGGUCUUGGUCUGGCUCUAUAAAUGUCCACUGAAUGUCCAUGUGAACCUGUCCACUCUGUCCUGUCGCUUUGUGCUGAAAUGAAUUUGAACGUGUGUGUGUGUGUGUGUGUGUGUGUGUGUGUGUGUGAGAGAGAGAGAGAGACAAAACAACUCUAUUACAGCUUCUUCCAGUUGUUCCAGCCCUCAUGAUGGAUUAUACUAGUAGGCCGGGCUGGGGGGGCUGAGCCCAGCACAGGGGGUCACAGAGGUGGUGGGUGGGCCAUGUGGGGCGGGGCCUCAUUUCAGAUGGGAAAUGGACAUGUUUGAUUGACAGGUGUCAACGUGUGAUCAUCAUUUUAGUAGUGGGUGGGGGCUUUUCUGCGCUGCCUUCACUCUGUCCCUCUCUGUCUAUCGUCCAGAAAGACACUGUACCUGUGACCUCCGUCCACUUCCAGGCGCAAACGUUCCGACCAUCCACUACGUCUUUCUCGUACAGCUCUGGUCCUGGACAGGCGUUCAGUCCAGCUGCG